AUGGGAGUGCCCGCGGUGCUGCUGGUAGUGCAUUUCCGCCAUUUGCUGGCCGUGUUUGCCAACUCCACGUACGUUUGCCGAGGAAACAAUUUAUUUAUUGACAAACCUGUCUGGAAAAACCUGCCGACGGAUUUCGAGUUGCUCGUGAGCUUGUACGCUUUUGGAAAUUUACAUUAUGGCCAUGUACAGUGUUCGUGCUAUGUCAAGCGCCGGGGUCACCCAUACGUGGUUGUUGCUGCACGGUGA
Molecule: messenger RNA, 246 nt
Organism: Macrosiphum euphorbiae (potato aphid)
Lineage: Eukaryota; Metazoa; Arthropoda; Insecta; Hemiptera; Aphididae
Source: the annotation of a GenBank genome assembly